GUCGCAGUCUUGGCGCGUCCGUUGAAUUGAGCCGUUCGCUUCUUUUGCGCGUCGCGAUCUCUGGCAGUGCGCGCGUACUCGCAUGCAAGUUGUUGGUGCAAGUCAGGAGAAGUCCGAGCAAGUCCAGCAGUGGUGCAGUGUGUGCGCAAGAAGCUUUCCACAAUUGGUCAUUCCGCAUGUUCCCGUUGAGAUCAGCUGUCGGAGGGAACAAUGUGUAACGAGCUGCUUCCGGGGAUAACUUUAGCGAGCUGAGCUAGUCUUUCUGUCUACCUAUUUCAACUUUAGAGCCUCCUAGUUGAUCACUUCUACCUAGAUGCGUCUGUAAAUAGCUUAACAAAGCAAUCUUAGCCAAUCCAUAGUGUGCCAAAAUGUCAACCCUAUCACAUCCCUACAAAGACUGUCCGGAACCGAAGGAAGUUCCCACCGAGUACCGGAAGGACGUGGACGCGCUGUUUGAGUGGAUCAAGCAGCAGCCCCGGUUCCCGGCGUUCACCCUCAACCAUGCCCAUCUGUUCCUGCACGCGUGCCAUUGGGUCAUCGAGGACGCCAAGAAGGCCCUGCAGAAGUACGCACACAUCCACGCCACGGCGCCGGACAUUUUCGACAAUCGGGACAUCCUCUCGUCCGGGGUGCAGCUUGUGCUGAACAUGACCCACAUGGUUUCGCUGCCGAAAUUAACACCGGAAGGAUAUCGAUUAUUGUGUUACCGCCUGUCCGAAACCGAUCCGUCCCGGAUGAACUUUGCCGAGGCGGUCAAGACGUUCUGCAUGUUCAACGACGUCCAGAUCAGCAAGGACGGUCCGAUUGAGGGCUACAUCGUGGUGUUCGACAUGAAGGGAGUCCGGUUGGGUCAUCUGGCCCGGGUGCAGUUUGGCCCGCUGCGGACCUUCAUGAGCUACAUCCAGGACGCGCAUCCGGUGCGGCUGCGGAAGAUCUACAUCGUGCACACGGCCUCCUUCAUCAACCAGGUGAUGGCGCUGAUUAAGCCGCUGAUCCGGUCCGAACUGCUGGGGCUGCUGCAGUUUUGCUCGUCCGGACCGAUUGAUAUCCUGCCGGCGGAGCUGCUGCCCAAGGACUACGGUGGCCCACUUACGGAGCUGGCCGCCAUGCACGCGGAGCAGAAGAAGGAAAUCGAAACCGACUAUCGCGAGUGGCUGAUUGACUCUGGCAGCCUGAAGGAAGCGCCCAAAAACAGCACAACGUCCUCCUCGGGCUCCAGCUCGAUAAAACCACCGGUGAAGGGCUUCCGGGGGUUGGAGAUCGAUUGAUUAGUAGUGGGGGUAAUUUCGUACGAAAGGAUAAGAAAAUUUAAAAAUACACAUACAUAUCACCUACCUUUACUCUGGUGUCAAGACAGGAGAGGACAUCGUUACGAGGAGCGCGUGAUAGAUUAUGGAUCAUUUGGUUGAGGCAUAUUUUAGAAAUUUUAGUCGUAUAGCGUGUCAAAUAUUACAGAAAAAAUCCACAAGUUUGUAUGGAACUCUCCGUUGUUUAUUACAGCUAGUAAUUUAUUUUGUG
Messenger RNA from Culex pipiens pallens (northern house mosquito), 1518 nucleotides. Its product is annotated as alpha-tocopherol transfer protein-like. Gene Ontology annotation, cellular component: membrane. Lineage: Eukaryota; Metazoa; Arthropoda; Insecta; Diptera; Culicidae. Gene Ontology annotation, molecular function: phosphatidylinositol bisphosphate binding. The record is from RefSeq and is a predicted model, not a curated record. The transcript is spliced from 6 exons. The coding region runs from base 369 to 1268 and encodes 299 amino acids.